CAAAAUGGAGGCACCAUGUAAAUUGAGUGAGACAUGUUACUCUGUCACGAGGCUCGACAAGUCUGGUUUGACAGCGUUGUGGCCAUUUUCCUCCCUGCCCUCCUUCUCCUCUCUUCUCCUCUCCACUCCUCUUCUCUCUUGCCCUUCCUUCUCCCACUGCCUCACCUCCUACACUCCUCUCCUUUUCUUCGCCUCCUCUCCCAUCCUCUCCUGCUUCUAAUCCAUCCAUUAAGCAACGCUCCCUUUCUCCACACCAACAGAAACCCAUUUGGCAAAUGAUUGCACGCAGCCACAGGGAUGGGAAUGAAGGUACUAUUUUUAGCACCAGGGGACGGAUGAGGGAGGAGUGAGAGUCUGAGGGAGAGAGAGAGAGAGAGAGAGAGAGAGUGUGUGUGUGAGUGAGAGAGAGAAACACAGAAAGAUAGAGAGGAAAAAAGAAAGGGAGAGAGACAUCAACAUCAUCCUUCUCAGAGCUUGUGGCGUGGGGACUGGAGUGAAGGACAGACUUCGGUGUGGCAGCAGAGGAAGCAGCAGCCGAUCCAGAGGCUCUCCCUGGCAGCAGACACCCAAAACAACACAGUCAUGCGGCCCCGAUCUCGACUCCUUGUGAAGAGGGGCUUGCCCACUAUCAGGGAGGGAUAUGAGGAGAUGGUGCAGGACAUGAACCAGGCCAACAGUCAGCACACAACGCCUUGCGCUCAGCCACAGUCCCUGUCCACGCAGGACUACUUAUUAUCCAUCUGCCAGCUGGCCAGACCCACCUUCCCCUUGCGAGAGCCAGAUUGGGACAUCCUGUCAAUGACGCCAAUGGACAUGUCCAAACCAUGCCUGAGGCUUCACAGACACAGAGACGCAGUGUCCCCCACCUCCACUGCACACACACAGAGGGAGGCCCAGGGAGAGGCACCAGUGGAAAGUGCUUGUAGUCCCACUGAGCCAGUCAGUGUCAGCUCCAGCCAGAAGCCCAUCACCCCGACCUCAGAUCCUCUGGAGUACCUCUACAGCAACAGAGGCUCUGAAUGCCCGUGGAGGGCGGAGGAGAGAGGCUGCCCUCCGGCAUGCAGGCCACGCAGCGGCAGCUUCCCCCGUGCCUCAGCACCUCCCGACACCCGGCGCAAGAGCAGCUGCCCUGAGCUGAGCCUGCCCGCACCCGCACCCGCAUCCGCCUCCGACGACAGACAGGCUCCCCCAGCCACUCUGACGCAGCGCUCCCCACUGACCAAAAAGAAGCAAAGCGACCGCAGCGCUUCCAGCCCCGCCGCUGGAUCUCUCGGUAAGCCUCACAGCGCCCCCGCUGACUGGAGGGGGAAGGGCAGCCGAGGCAUGGACAAAAACAACAUGGUGUCACACUGGAUCGCUGAGUGUCGGAGCGCUUGGCGGGAAGCCAUGAUCCACGCCUGCAUGCUGCCCGCUCUCGCUGAGAAGUAAACGCACCCACGCGUCACAUGGAGCAGCACUCACAAUGCAUCUGAAUGGAAUGGCACUCUAACACUUACACUGUGCACACUGCAAAAUGUCAGAUAAAGACAAGUAAAAUGUUUACUCUUCUAUGUUACUUGAGGUAUGCAGAUUUCUCUUAUAAUUGAAAC
Molecule: messenger RNA, 1589 nt
Organism: Clupea harengus (Atlantic herring)
Lineage: Eukaryota; Metazoa; Chordata; Actinopteri; Clupeiformes; Clupeidae
Biological process (GO): regulation of autophagy
Cellular component (GO): mitochondrion
Source: RefSeq, a predicted model, not a curated record